This is a messenger RNA of Ilex paraguariensis (yerba mate), 2355 nucleotides long. The record is from the annotation of a GenBank genome assembly. Lineage: Eukaryota; Viridiplantae; Streptophyta; Magnoliopsida; Aquifoliales; Aquifoliaceae.
AUGCACUCCAGCUAUAUGCAGUGGAGUAACACGAAAAUGGAGAAAUCUAACAUAUUUAGGCUUGUUAUACUAGUUGCUGUGCUUCUGGGUCUCUGCCACGUGUCCGUGGCUGCGGUGACGAAGAAGAGGAAUGAACAGAAGAAGACCUACAUCGUCCACAUUGCGAAAUCCGAAAUGCCUGCGAGUUUUGACGACCACACUCACUGGUACGAGUCGUCUUUGAAAUCGGUCUCUGACUCAGCUGAAAUGUUAUAUACUUACAACAACGUGGUCCAUGGAUUUUCCACGAGACUCACUGACCAAGAAGCUGAGUCACUCGUGGACCAACCUGGGAUUCUCUCUGUAUUGCCGGAGAUGAAAUACGAGCUCCACACCACUCGAACGCCUUCUUUUCUUGGACUCGACAAGAACGCUGAUUUAUUCCCCGAGUCGAACACGCUGAGUGAAGUCAUCGUCGGAGUGUUGGACACUGGUGUUUGGCCGGAAAGCAAAAGCUUCGACGACACAGGAUUAGGACCUGUCCCCAGUUCAUGGAAAGGCGCGUGUGAAACGGGCACAAAGUUCACUUCAUCGAAUUGUAACCGGAAAUUAAUCGGAGCUAGAUACUUCUCAAAUGGCUAUGAAGCAACCUUGGGUCCAAUUGACGAAUCGAAAGAAUCGAAGUCUCCAAGGGACGAUGAUGGUCAUGGAACGCAUACUUCCUCGACGGCCGCUGGUUCUGUCGUCGCCGGAGCAAACCUAUUUGGCUACGCGCCGGGGUCUGCUCGGGGGAUGGCGACGCACGCGAGGGUUGCGGUUUACAAGGUUUGCUGGAUCGGAGGUUGCUUCAGCUCAGACAUCUUGGCGGCGAUGGACAAGGCAAUAGACGACAACGUUAAUGUUCUCUCCUUGUCCCUCGGCGGAGGGAUGUCCGAUUACUAUCGUGACAGUGUGGCUAUCGGAGCUUUCACGGCCAUGGAGAAGGGUAUUUUGGUGUCCUGCUCAGCUGGAAAUGCGGGUCCUAGUCCUUACAGUAUGUCCAACGUUGCGCCGUGGAUUACAACCGUCGGUGCCGGAACUUUGGACCGUGACUUCCCCGCAUUCGCCAGCCUCGGCGACGGAAUGAACUACUCAGGUGUGUCGCUUUACCAAGGUGAUAAAUUACCCAGUAAAUUGCUUCCAUUUGUUUACGCUGGUAAUGCCAGUAAUGCGACGAACGGUAAUUUAUGUAUGAAGGGUACUUUGAUCCCUGAAAAGGUUAGUGGUAAAAUUGUGCUCUGUGACCGUGGUCUAAACCCUAGAGUUGAAAAGGGUGCUGUGGUGAAAGCAGCUGGUGGGGCUGGCAUGGUUUUGGCCAACACCGCCGCAAAUGGAGAGGAGCUGGUGGCGGACGCCCAUUUAUUACCAGCUACCACCGUGGGUCAGAAAUCCGGCGACGCAAUAAAAAAAUAUUUGUUCUCCGAUUCUAAUCCGAUGGCUACUAUUCUUUUUGAGGGCACAAAGGUGGGAAUUGAACCUUCGCCGGUGGUGGCGGCGUUUAGCUCAAGAGGGCCAAACUCGAUCACGCCGGAGAUAUUGAAACCAGAUAUCCUCGCGCCAGGUGUCAACAUCAUAGCGGGGUGGACAGGGGCCGUGGGGCCCACAGGGUUGCCAGAAGACACGAGACGCGUCCAAUUUAACAUAAUCUCCGGCACGUCGAUGUCGUGCCCCCACGUUAGCGGCCUAGCCGCGCUGCUGAAGGCAGCACACCCCGACUGGAGCCCCGCCGCUAUACGCUCCGCCUUGAUGACAACCGCGUACACAGCCUACAAAAAUGGCAAAACAAUACAAGACAUAGCCACCGGAAAACCAUCAACGGCUUACGACUACGGCGCCGGACAUGUGGACCCUGUAUCAGCCCUCAAUCCUGGACUCGUCUAUGAUUUGGACAGUAAUGAUUAUUUGAGCUUUCUCUGUGCAUUGAACUACACUGCUCCACAGAUUAAACUUCUGGCAAAGUCGAAUUUUACAUGCGAUUCAAGCAAGAAGUACAGCCUCACUGAUAUGAAUUACCCUUCAUUUGCUGUUCCUCUUGAAAGUGCAGUAAUGGGCAGUGGCAGCAGCGGUGGUGGAACUAGUACUGUUAAGUACACAAGAACACUUACUAAUGUUGGGUCAUCAGGAACAUACACGGUGGCAGUUAAUUCCGACAGUGAGGCGGUGAAGAUAGUGGUUGAUCCGGAGACCUUGAGCUUCACUGAGACGAAUGAGAAGAAGUCUUAUACAGUGACUUUCACGGCGAAUUCAAUGCCGUCGAACACGAAUACGUUUGGAAGAAUCGUGUGGUCUGACGGGAAGCACACAGUGGGGAGUCCUAUUGCCAUUAGUUGGACGUAA